This is a messenger RNA of Neurospora crassa OR74A, 3791 nucleotides long. Its product is annotated as H+/nucleoside cotransporter. Lineage: Eukaryota; Fungi; Ascomycota; Sordariomycetes; Sordariales; Sordariaceae. The coding region runs from base 607 to 2475 and encodes 622 amino acids. Gene Ontology annotation, cellular component: membrane. The transcript has 4 exons. Gene Ontology annotation, molecular function: nucleoside transmembrane transporter activity; symporter activity. Gene Ontology annotation, biological process: nucleoside transmembrane transport. The record is from RefSeq and is a predicted model, not a curated record.
UUCUGCCCGAUUUGGGCAAAGACACACACGAGCAACAAGUGCGACGGACCAAAAGAUAACGGUUGCCUCGACCUGCUACUAUCCAGAUCUAUUCGCCAACAAAGUCUCACACAGGUCGUACCCAAGCCAGACACUACUUACGUAGUAGGGAGGUGGAUUGCACAGGUGGCUGUCUAGCGGCGACGCCGAGCUUCCUCUUCCGUUGGUGACUUCCAUCUCGACCUUUGUUGUCGUAAUAGAUCUGGAACAACGCAACGCUCAGAACGUUUUUUUGGGACGCACUACUCUGUUGAUAACCACCUCAGCCGGUACCUACCUUCACCGCACUGAGAUACCCUCCUCCGGCUACUAUCUCUCUUUUAGAGCUAAGAUCGAGACCCUGGCCUGAUACCACAGAUACCCAAAGCUCGAGGAGAGGGUAUUAAAGUUUGCACCACCCCAGACUGCCCCCCUCUUUGCACCCACCUUCUUCUACCUCUCUUCCUUAGACCAAAAGCCAGACUCAACGUCUCGACAAGCUGAGCUCCCGCCUCCCUUGGGUCUCUAGAGGUCGUCUUGGAGCCUUAGCCGGAUCUCCACCACUCCAUCGACCCUCGAUAUUCCCACAUGUCAUCGGCCGAUAACAGAGGGCACGCCGACCUGGACACGAUUCAACCUCAGUACCACGACGUUACGCGCAGUCCCACAAUCGACGCCAUGUCUGCCCACGGCGACGCCAACAACACGGAGAUCCUAGGCUCCCACGCCCACGAGAAGCCCGUGAUCUCGAGCACCGACUCCGAUCUCAAAACCACCAUCCCGGCCGGUCAAUAUGUCGACGCCGAGAGCCAGCACCAGGUCGGUUCUGUUGAUCACGCGGAGCAGCAACCCGCUAAGCGCUACACUUGGGCCUGGUUUUACUUCAACUUCAGGCCUUAUAUCCACGCUGCCAUUUGGGCGCUUUUCACUGCAUGGUGGAUUUACGGCGCUCUGAUCCAUCACCGUCAUGACCAUCUUGGAUGGCUGAAACCCACCCUCGUCUAUCUCGCCAUCUGCGCGCGCAUCAUCUUCUGCUAUGUCCCUACCAGCAUCGUCAUGCGCCCUGCCAAGAUCAUCUGGAUGCACACGGUUCACAGGGGUUAUUCUCUGAUUCCCCAGAAGCUUCAUCAGCCUCUUGCUGCCCUUGGUACCCUUGGUGUCUUCCUCCUCGGCAGUAUGAUCCCGGAAGAGACCGGCGAGAACACUCGCGCAAAUCGCGCCAUCUCCAUUUUUGGACUCAUCGUCAUGAUCUUCCUUCUCACUGUCACCUCUCGCGACUGGAGGAAGAUUCCCUGGCACACAGUCAUUGGUGGCAUGCUUACCCAAUUCGUCAUUGCCGUUUUUGUCCUCAAGACCAAGGCUGGUUACGACAUCUUCAGCUUCAUUUCCGAAAUGGCCCGCACUUUGCUCGGUUUCGCCAAGGAUGGUGUCGUGUUCUUGACUGACGACACGGUCACCGCCAAGGGCUGGUUCUUGACGGGUGUUGUUCCUCCCAUCAUCUUCUUCGUCGCGCUUGUCCAGCUCUGUUACUACUUGGGAUUUAUCCAGUGGUUCAUUGGCAAGUUCGCUGUCUUCUUCUUCUGGACUCUACGCGUCUCGGGCGCUGAAGCCGUCGUUGCUGCUGCCACCCCCUUCAUCGGCCAGGGCGAGUCGGCUAUGCUGAUCCGUCCUUUCGUCCCGCACUUGACGCUUGCCGAAAUUCACCAGAUUAUGACUUGCGGCUUUGCCACCAUUGCCGGCUCUGUCCUGGUUGCCUAUAUCGGUCUUGGUCUUGAUGCGCAGGCCCUUGUGUCUAGCUGCAUCAUGUCCAUCCCAGCUUCUUUGGCCGUUUCCAAGAUGCGUUUCCCCGAGACGGAUGAAACUCUCACCUCUGGCAAUGUUGUUAUCCCUGAGGAUGAAGAGCACAAGGCCUCCAAUGCUCUUCACGCUUUUGCCAACGGUGCCUGGCUCGGUAUCAAGAUUGCCGGCAUGAUCAUUGCCACUCUCCUCUGUAUCAUUGCCAUUGUUGCUUUUAUCAACGGCCUGCUCGGCUGGUGGGGCAAGUACUGGGGCUUGAUGGGUCAGGACGCCAAACAUCCUAUGCUCUCACUAGAGCUUAUUCUCGGAUAUCUUAUGUAUCCUGUCGCUUGGCUGCUUGGCGUCCCUAAGCAGGAUCUCCGUCCUGUUGGCGAGUUGAUUGGCAUCAAGGUCAUCAUCAACGAGUUCGUCGCCUUCUCGUCGCUCACGAACGAUGAGCCCUACAAGAGCAUGAGCCCUCGUUCCAAGCUUAUUGCCACCUAUGCCGUUUGCGGCUUCGGAAACAUUGGAUCCCUUGGUACCCAGAUUGGUGUGCUUUCUCAGCUCGCUCCUGGGCGUGCCGGUGAUGUCUCCAAGGUCGCGAUGUCGGCUCUUUUCUCCGGUGUCCUGUCCACCUUGACCUCUGCCAGCGUUGCUGGUAUGCUUUAUACCGAACGAUAAAGAGCUGGUCUUGGUGUGCUUAUGAGGGAAGGUUGAUGUACAUGAGUAAUGUGUAAGAAGAGACGAGAAAGCCAGUUGUACGAGUGUGGGACCAUGAUACCCUUGAUGCUGAUUCAAAAAUUAAUAAUGCCCGAGGUUGUGAAUGAACGUCAGCCAGAAAAAACUGGUUUGACGCGUCAUCGACUCAAAUCUAAUGAACAAAAUGUCGAAGUACUCUUCAUUUUCCGCGCCUCGUUGUUCUCAUUAUGACGAGAUAAUUGUGUCAUCUCGUCCCAUAGAUUCUGUGCGCGAUGAUAUAGGACUUCUUGAUACUAUCUGAUCAAAUUAUCGGGACUGAUGACCGGCCUUCCUGAUAUUCUGCAUUGCUCUGGAUAUUGUUAUCGGACUGAAGAUGAGCUCCUUGUUUGGCAACCGUCUUAUAACUGUUCCUUAUGAUGGAGCGGUCCGCUCGUUUCGUUCGAAGCUCUAUUGUAGUGAGCAUUUCACCAUCAGCCCUCUAGUUCAGCUCUUGUCCUCUUGGACCGUUGAAAAAGGAUUGAUGACCCCUAGGCGCAGAACUCGAAGCGGCACACGGGAUACCUCAUUCAUAUAGGAUGCAGUAAAUCCUAAAGGUAACCACUCCAACUGUCUGUAUGGCUUCAAACAACCGGGAACUGUGCCUUGAGCUCGCGGUACUAUUAGAUAUCUGGGCGAGGCUUGAGGGGACUCGGACUGAACAAGUCAAUCUCAAAUCUUGGUGAUGAUCACAAGAUCCUUCCGUGACUUCACGGCAUUCGAAGAGGUAGGUGGUGAUCGUACGUCGGUUGCUUAUUGUCUGUCGUCCCAACGGCCACGACGCCGCCAGCUUGUCCAUUCAACCUCUCCCAUUUUCUGGAACGCCUCUCUGGUGCUAGGUACUCGUCAAUGUCGCGGCACCCAAAGAUGUCGUCGGCCCGCAAGCAGGCAAGCUCGUGCGGCGUUAUUGUGCAGCUAACGUCUGGUGUACCUUCUUAUGUACGGCGGGGCCAACUCCAGUGUCAGAAAAAAAAGCAAGGAGUCCGAAAACGACGUAUAUAUAGGUAGGUCUUGUCUUGUCUUGAACCUUCCCGGCUUCGUCUGGCUUCAACGAGCCGACGAUCGCUUCGGUUCCGAGGGUGUUGGGUCUAUCCCGCCUGCGUUGUGGUAGGCACAGUAGGGAAAGAACAACGGCAGGUGCUGAGUACCGAUUAGAGAACGAGACGAGAGUGCGAACUGGGCGAGUGCGGAGCCAGGACUGCUUUCGUAUGAUUAAAGGAUGGCAGCUUUGCUGCGGAUCAGAACGAUUGCGGGUCGCCUGG